Messenger RNA from Chiloscyllium plagiosum (whitespotted bambooshark), 1345 nucleotides. It is a transcript of the gene mrpl16, whose product is annotated as mitochondrial ribosomal protein L16. Gene Ontology annotation, cellular component: mitochondrial large ribosomal subunit; ribosome. NCBI's taxonomy places the organism in Eukaryota, Metazoa, Chordata, Chondrichthyes, Orectolobiformes, Hemiscylliidae. The record is from RefSeq and is a predicted model, not a curated record. Gene Ontology annotation, molecular function: rRNA binding; structural constituent of ribosome. Gene Ontology annotation, biological process: mitochondrial translation.
GGCCGAGUGUGUCUUCCGGGGGGGGCCGGUGUGGGUGUGACACCGCUGCAAUGGCCGCUCUCCUCCGGCGCCUGGGCCUUGCCCGACUGGGAAUUAAUAAUAACUCUGGCUGCAAAGGCCUAUAUCAGAUUGAUGCCAAGGUUCUUCCUGCUGGACUAAAGACGUAUGAGAUUCCUCCGCGUUAUGAUGAUGUGAUCAUUCCGGAGAAGCCGAAGCUAAAAUUCCUCAAUAAAGUCCCUAACUACAAGAAGUCUAGGCGUUGGAUGAAAAGACUGGGAGAUAUUCGUGGACCAGCAACUAGGGCUAAUACACUCACACGAGGAGAGUAUGGCAUUGUAGCUCUCGGAGGUGGUUAUCUUCACUGGGGUCACUUUGAAAUGAUGCGCCUCACCAUUAACCGACAAAUGGAUCCCAAAACCAUGUUUGCUCGCUGGCGUGUGAAUGCUCCAUAUAAACCCAUCACACGCAAAGGGUUAGGUCAGAGAAUGGGCGGCGGGAAAGGAGCCAUUGACCACUAUGUCACUCCAGUUAAGUAUGGCCGGAUUAUUGUAGAGUUUGGAGGUCGGUGUGCCUUUGAGGAAGUGGAACCAUUUUUAUUGGAAGUUGCAAAGAAAUUGCCUUUUCCUGCCAAGGUAGUCAGCAAGAAAACCUUGGAGGAAAUGCUGAAGGAAGAUGAGCAAAAGGCCAGAAACAACCAGAAUCCCUGGACAUUUGAAAGAAUUGCAACAAUGAACAUGAUGGGGAUCCGCAAAGUGCUCAGCCCAUUUGAUUUAAAAUAUCAUGGUAAAUUCUUUGGGAAAUCACGUGUCCCUAAUCGUGUGUGAAGAUUAAAAAAUGUGACAGGAUGUUCUCUGUUUUAGUCUAUUUAUUUUGGUUCAAUAUGGGAUUUUGUAUGAGUAUGUUUUAAACAACAUUUUCCAAUCGGCAAGUGGACUGCAUCCUCUGAUUGGAAGGAUCAUGCCGGUGAGUCAGAGUUUUAGAUUCAGGUUUACCAAUGGAAUGCUGGAGGUGUUGUCUUUGGAUGAUCACCUGAGAUUCAGUCAGUUGCACAUCUGUAAUCUAAGAAAAACAAGAGCACUUCCUGUCCUGUGACCACUCACCUCCCUCAACACAAUUAAAAAAAACACAAUUGAAUUUUCAUAUUUUAUAUAUAAAAUGAGUAAAUACAGCCAAAUGUUCUUUGCUGACUUUGACUUCUGAGAAGUUUUUGAUUACAUGAUCGUAGUAGCCAUCUUUAUUGGGCUGUUCCAUGUGUUUUAAACCAGUCACUAAUUAUAUCAAAAUGUAUAUUAAAAUUGGAUUUUUAAUUCAGUCAUGACAAUAAAAAUACUGAGUUUGUUAACUA